UUCCUUUUUUUUUUUUUUUUUUUUGUGUGUGUGUGUGUGUGUGUGUGUGUGUUUAAAUGUAUAACUUCAUGGGGUUGAACAGCACGGCCGUAGCUAUUCAGCCCAAUGUGUCCUGCACAUGCAACUGCAAAAGGUCUUUGUUCCAGAGCAUGGAGAUCAGCACUGAAUGUUUAGGUCGCACCUUUCCAGGUAAACUGGCGGAGUUGGAGUUUGUACAGAUAAUCAUAAUCGUGGUGGUGAUGAUGGUGAUGGUGGUGGUGAUCACGUGUCUGCUGAACCACUACAAGCUCUCUGCACGAUCCUUCAUCAGCCGGCACAGCCAGGGCAGGCGGCGAGACGAGAACCUCUCCUCAGAGGGAAGCCUGUGGCCUUCGGAAAGCACCGUGUCGGGGACCGGCAUAACGGAGCAGCAGAUCUACACCCCGCGGCCCAGCGAGCGCCUGGCAGUGCCCUCCUUCCUGCAGAGGGACCGCUUCAACCGGUUCCAGCCCACGUACCCGUACCUGCAGCACGAGAUCGACCUGCCGCCCACCAUCUCCCUGUCCGACGGCGAGGAGCCCCCGCCCUACCAGGGACCCUGCACGCUGCAGCUGCGCGACCCCGAGCAGCAGAUGGAGCUCAACAGGGAGUCCGUGCGGGCCCCCCCAAACAGAACCAUCUUCGACAGUGACUUGAUAGAUAACUCCGUGUUCGGGGGGCCGUGCCCCCCCAGCAGUAACUCUGGCAUCAGUGCCACGUGCUACGGCAGCAGUGGCAGGAUGGAGGGGCCGCCACCGACCUACAGCGAGGUGAUCGGGCACUACCCCGGCUCCACCUUCUACCAGCACCAGCAGAACAACAACGGGAUGCCCCCCAUCUUGGAGGGCAGCAGACUCCAUCCCUCACAGAUCAAUGGCCUUGAGAGCACAACCACGACGACGAUGACGACGACGGCGUGGAACAAAGAGAAAGAGAAACAAAAAGGGCACCCCUUUUAAAAAAAUUAAAAAAAAAAGGAAAAAAGAAAAAAAAGGCAAGAAAGUAAAUGAAACACUCUGCACUUCUCAUUAAAAGAAAAAGGAGAGAGAGAGAGAGUUGAGGAAGAUGAGCAAAGAAAAAAAAAAAAAAAGAAGCCCUUCCCCAUCUCUCCAUGUAUAAAUAUUUACUUGUUAUGUCUGGUCUGAAUGCACAAGCCUACCAAGCUUGCAAAAACAUUUCUUUAUUGAGCUGUGUCUAGACGUUUAAAAAGGAAAAAAAAAAAAAUCAACUGUAGUCUUUUUUUUUUUGUUUGUUUCUAGUUGGGCUGUGUGUGAAUGCUUUUUUUUUUUUUUG
Messenger RNA from Cinclus cinclus, 1311 nucleotides. It is a transcript of the gene PMEPA1, whose product is annotated as prostate transmembrane protein, androgen induced 1. The transcript is spliced from 5 exons. Gene Ontology annotation, molecular function: R-SMAD binding. Gene Ontology annotation, biological process: negative regulation of transforming growth factor beta receptor signaling pathway. The coding region runs from base 57 to 977 and encodes 306 amino acids. The record is from RefSeq and is a predicted model, not a curated record. Gene Ontology annotation, cellular component: Golgi membrane; early endosome membrane. NCBI's taxonomy places the organism in Eukaryota, Metazoa, Chordata, Aves, Passeriformes, Cinclidae.